Molecule: messenger RNA, 285 nt
Organism: Myotis brandtii (Brandt's bat)
Lineage: Eukaryota; Metazoa; Chordata; Mammalia; Chiroptera; Vespertilionidae
Product: keratin-associated protein 6-1-like
Exons: 2
Coding region: 1-285 (94 amino acids)
Source: RefSeq, a predicted model, not a curated record
AUGUGCUGCAACUACUACGGGAACUCCUACGGGGGCUGUGGCUACGGCUCUGGCUAUGGACACCCCACCCCCAGCACCAUGUGUGGCAACUACAGGAACUAUUACGGGGGCCGCGGCUACGGAGGCUGUGGCUACGGCUGUGGUUAUGGCUGUGGCUACGGAGGCUGUGGCUACGGCUGUGGUUAUGACUGUGGCUGUGGCUGUGGCUGCAGCUCCCGCUCCCUCUGUGGCUGUGGCUAUGCCUGUGGCCAUGGCUAUGGCUCUGGCUUUGGCUACUACUAUUGA